GGCGAUUCUAAAGGUAAGCCAUACUCACUUGCUGUGAAGUUCGUAGUUCAGACUUCACAAAGAGUCCUUCUUCUGCAAAUUCUAUACUCUGCAGGCAUUGAUCAACGAAAUUCGUUUCACAAUGGUUCAAGCAGUAUCCUACGAGAACGGAGGCUCCUCCAACGGGCACGACACAACCAUGGCAGAGGAAACAAUGCCGAACCUCACCACAAUGCCAGGUCCAGAUGCAAACUGGCAGAUCUCGCUGAAGGACAAAGUCAUCGCUGUCACUGGGGCGAAUAGAGGUAUUGGUCUCGGCAUAGCAGAAGUAUGUCUCGCCAAUCAAGCGGCCGUAGUCUACUCCCUGGAUCUCAUGGAACCUUCAGAAGAUUUCGAAGCCCUAUCGAAGAAGAACCCAGGACGAUUAAAGUACAAGCAAAUGGACGUCACCGACGAGGAAAGUGUCAAGAAAGCAGUUGAUGACAUCGUCGACGCCGAGGGUGCAAUUCACGGAAUGAUUGCCAACGCAGGCAUGACGAAGCAUCAACCAGCAUUGGACUUCACCCUAGCACAAGUGAAACAAUUAUUCGAGUUGAACGUGUUCGGUGCCUGGAACUGCGCCACCGCCGCGGCGAGGAAGUUUAUUUCAUUAGGGAUCAAAGGCUCUAUCGUCUUUACAGCUUCCAUGACCUCCUACAGGCCAAAUCGGGCGGCACCAUCAGCGCCAUACGGUGGUACCAAGGCGGCUGUACGCAACAUGACACAUACCCUAGCAAUGGAGUGGGCGAAGCACGGGAUCAGAGUCAACAGCAUCUCUCCGGGCUUCGUCAAGACGGCAAUGACCUACUUCGUCGACAAGUCGCCCGACUGGGACCUGAAGAUGCAGUACUACGGUGGCAUGCCUCGUCUAGCGCUUCCCCAAGAGCUUGGCGGAGCAUACGUAUACUUGCUGUCUGACCAGGCGAGCUACACUACUGGAAUUGAUAUACCUAUUGCUGGCAUCGUGGGUGCUUGGUAGAGAAUUUAAGGCAGUACAGUCCAGCAUUUGGCAUACAUUGGCAUGACAGCGAUCGAUUCAGAGCUUCAUAUAUAA
Messenger RNA from Cercospora beticola, 1072 nucleotides. RefSeq lists its product as uncharacterized. Gene Ontology annotation, molecular function: oxidoreductase activity, acting on NAD(P)H, oxygen as acceptor. Gene Ontology annotation, cellular component: intracellular anatomical structure. NCBI's taxonomy places the organism in Eukaryota, Fungi, Ascomycota, Dothideomycetes, Mycosphaerellales, Mycosphaerellaceae. The record is from RefSeq and is a predicted model, not a curated record.